AUAGUGGAUUAUCGAACGGCAUCAACACUAUUUGAGAGAGGACCGGACCCUGUUUGUGAGUGGAGCUUGUUUAUGCCAAAGAAUACUCACAUAGUUACAUAUAUUUUCUUCCUAAUAAAAUUAUCUCUCAUACCGUUCAGGUUUACUAUAUAAAGUUUCUCACAUAUUACACUUUACCUCUAAUUUAUAAGGCAAAAUGGUUGUAAGACAAUAUAAUGAAGAGCUUAAAUACUUGGAGAAAAUUAACCCUUAUUGUUGGAGAAUUAAAAAAGGAUUCCAACCUAACAUGAACGUGGAAGGAGUAUUUUAUGUCAAUAGCACUUUGGAGAAAUUAAUGUUGGAUGAGCUGAAAAAUUCGUGCCGGCCUGGUAUGACUGGUGGUUUUUUGCCGGGCGUUAAACAGAUAGCUAAUGUAGCCGCUUUGCCGGGGAUCGUGGGCCGGUCAGUCGGCUUACCCGAUGUGCACUCAGGAUAUGGAUUUGCUAUUGGUAAUAUGGCAGCAUUUGAUAUGUCUGACCCUAAAUCAAUAGUUUCUCCUGGAGGGGUUGGGUUUGAUAUCAAUUGUGGUGUGCGUUUACUAAGAACAAAUUUACAUGAAAAAGAUGUGCAACCAAUCAAGGAACAACUUGCGCAAAGUUUAUUUGAUCACAUUCCUGUAGGAGUUGGCUCAAAAGGCAUUAUUCCAAUGAAUGCUCGUGACAUGGAGGAAGCAUUAGAAAUGGGGAUGGAUUGGUCUCUACGAGAAGGAUAUGUUUGGGCUGAAGAUAAAGAACAUUGUGAAGAAUAUGGACGAAUGCUUAAUGCAGAUCCCUCUAAAGUUAGCCUUCGAGCUAAGAAAAGAGGUUUGCCGCAACUUGGAACAUUAGGUGCUGGAAACCACUAUGCAGAGAUUCAAGUAGUUGACGAAAUAUUUGAUAGAUAUGCUGCUGGUAAAAUGGGUAUAGAGAGAGUUGGGCAAGUGUGUGUUAUGAUCCAUUCAGGAAGCAGGGGUUUUGGCCAUCAAGUUGCUACUGAUGCCCUAGUACAGAUGGAAAAGGCCAUGAAAAGAGACAAUAUUGAGACCAAUGAUAGACAGUUAGCUUGUGCCAGGAUUAACUCUGUAGAGGGUCAGGAUUAUUUGAAAGCUAUGGCUGCAGCUGCCAAUUUUGCAUGGGUUAAUCGUAGUUCAAUGACUUUCCUCACUCGUCAAGCAUUUGCGAAACAAUUUAAAAUGGCACCAGAUGACUUAGACAUGCAUGUCAUAUAUGAUGUCUCUCAUAACAUUGCCAAAGUCGAAGAACACAUGGUAGAUGGAAAAGUAAAGACAUUACUUGUUCAUAGAAAGGGUUCCACCAGAGCAUUCCCUCCGCAUCAUCCUCUGAUACCUGUUGAUUACCAACUGACUGGCCAACCUGUCCUCAUUGGUGGUACCAUGGGAACAUGCAGUUAUGUCCUCACAGGGACACACCAGGGAAUGACAGAGACAUUUGGUUCUACAUGUCAUGGAGCUGGCCGUGCACUGUCCCGUGCUAAAUCUAGAAGAAAUCUUGACUACAAAGAUGUCUUGACUAAAUUAGAAUCUUUAGGCAUAUCCAUUCGAGUGGCGUCACCCAAGUUAGUAAUGGAGGAAGCCCCAGAGUCUUACAAAAAUGUAACCGACGUUGUCAACACAUGCCAUGCUGCUGGGAUCAGUAAAAAAACUGUGAAGUUACGACCAAUUGCAGUUAUCAAAGGAUAACCUACUUAUUAAAAAAUAAAAAGUUGGGAGUCUAAUUCAGCAAGAAUGUAUGAUUCUAUUCAAAAUAUACUGUUAUUAAAAAGAAGCAUGCAGUAUUAAAGGUUAUAUAUCUUUGCAGUGUGACAAUAGGCAUUAUCUAAAUUUUCAAAGUUCUUUAUAAGUAUUUCCAAUAGAAUUUCAUGAGAAAUGCCGUAUUUGCCGUGCCGGCUUUGUCUACCCUAUACGGAACUUACGACGGGAUAUACGUUACACUCUUCGCAAGAAAGCUGACGCCCGCGCGUGCGUUGGUCGUUGCCGCAUUUACAAACUUACGAAUUUGUGAAAUUUACAAAUAUCCAAAUUUGACAACAUUCGGUUGUUGGAAAAUUUGGAUAUUAUUCUAAGUCACCGAGUGUUACGUAAUACGUAUAUCUUGGCAUAAAUAUAAUUAUACUUACACAUUCGGCAAUAUUUUUCUGUCAAAAACCAGCGCCGUGCAUUAAAAAUAUUUUGCUAAAUAAUUAACAUAUUUAGCAAUUCAUUUCAUCAAAAUAGAUAGAUACACAUGUAUAAUAGACAUUACAAAUAUAAUUCGUCGGCAGAAAGCAAUAAGUUUAAAUGUAAGUUUACUAAAACGUUUGUAGGUACUUGAGAUUAAAUAAAUUUAUUUAUAAAAAGGGUUGGUAUUUUUUGAAUAAAUCUAACCCAAAUUUAUUCCAUUCCCAUACAAUUACUAGCAAGAAACAAUUUUUUUUUAAAAGCUCUAUAUUACAGACCUAUAGCCUUAUGGUGGGGAUGUGGAUUUUUAUAACAAUACUUGCGACCCGCCCGCCACGCAAGGGUGCGAUCUGCAAAUAAACCUCCAUCUCGAAUCACUUAUCUAAAGAAACCUGUAGUUUGUUGGGUAGUUUUAAAAAUUUAAAGCACCCAGAGGAACAGACAGCACGAAGCGACUUUGUUUUAUACUAUGUAGUGAAAAAACAAGUUAUUUUAAAGUUUUAUUAACAACUGACAACAAACGACUGAGCUAUAAGAAAUAAAUUAAGCCUAACAUUUUUGGAGAUACCUUAUAACUACGAUUGAGCCCGCUCAACAUUGACUAUUUUUUGGUUAUAUUACUUUUAACUUAUCAGCUAUGAUCACUAGCAACGCUGUGCCCAGGAAAAAUAAUCCUGACGGUAACACUGUAAUGGCAUCGUCAGAUUGUUCUGUAACAAAU
This is a messenger RNA of Amyelois transitella, 2915 nucleotides long. RefSeq names its product RNA-splicing ligase RtcB homolog (gene RtcB). The transcript is spliced from 6 exons. Gene Ontology annotation, biological process: tRNA splicing, via endonucleolytic cleavage and ligation. Bases 197 to 1717 code for a protein of 506 amino acids. Gene Ontology annotation, cellular component: nucleus; tRNA-splicing ligase complex. Gene Ontology annotation, molecular function: RNA ligase (ATP) activity. The record is from RefSeq and is a predicted model, not a curated record. Lineage: Eukaryota; Metazoa; Arthropoda; Insecta; Lepidoptera; Pyralidae.